This is a messenger RNA of Aspergillus vadensis CBS 113365, 960 nucleotides long. RefSeq names its product putative mitochondrial ADP,ATP carrier protein (Ant). Gene Ontology annotation, molecular function: ATP:ADP antiporter activity. NCBI's taxonomy places the organism in Eukaryota, Fungi, Ascomycota, Eurotiomycetes, Eurotiales, Aspergillaceae. The record is from RefSeq and is a predicted model, not a curated record. Gene Ontology annotation, cellular component: mitochondrial inner membrane. The transcript is spliced from 5 exons. The coding region runs from base 1 to 960 and encodes 319 amino acids. Gene Ontology annotation, biological process: mitochondrial ATP transmembrane transport; mitochondrial ADP transmembrane transport.
AUGGCCAAGGGUGAUGUUAACCAGGCCGACAAGACCGUCUUCGGCAUGCCCGGAUUCGUCGUCGACUUCCUGAUGGGUGGUGUCUCCGCUGCCGUCUCCAAGACUGCUGCCGCCCCCAUCGAGCGUAUCAAGCUCCUCAUCCAGAACCAGGAUGAGAUGCUUCGCGCUGGUCGUCUCGACCGCAAGUACAACGGUAUCAUGGACUGCUUCCGUCGUACCGCCGCCUCCGAGGGUGUUGUCUCCCUGUGGCGUGGUAACACUGCCAACGUUAUCCGUUACUUCCCUACCCAGGCUCUUAACUUCGCCUUCCGUGACACCUACAAGUCCAUGUUCUCCUACAAGAAGGAGCGUGAUGGAUACACCAAGUGGAUGAUGGGUAACCUUGCCUCCGGUGGUGCUGCUGGUGCCACUUCCCUCCUCUUCGUCUACUCCCUCGACUACGCCCGUACCCGUCUUGCCAACGACGCCAAGUCCGCCAAGGGCGGUGGUGACCGUCAGUUCAACGGUCUCGUUGACGUCUACAAGAAGACCCUCGCCUCCGACGGUAUUGCCGGUCUCUACCGUGGUUUCGGUCCCUCCGUUGCUGGUAUCGUUGUCUACCGUGGUCUGUACUUCGGCAUGUACGACUCCAUCAAGCCCGUUGUCCUGGUUGGUCCUCUCGAGGGUAACUUCCUUGCCUCUUUCCUGCUCGGCUGGACUGUCACCACCGGUGCCGGUAUCGCUUCCUACCCCCUGGACACCAUCCGUCGUCGUAUGAUGAUGACCUCCGGUGAGGCCGUCAAGUACAAGUCCUCCAUGGAUGCUGCUCGCCAGAUCGUCGCCAAGGAGGGUGUCAAGUCUCUCUUCAAGGGUGCCGGUGCUAACAUCCUCCGUGGUGUUGCCGGUGCUGGUGUCCUGUCUAUCUACGACCAGGUCCAGCUCAUCCUCUUCGGCAAGAAGUACAAGGGUGGCUCUGGCUAA